Medioppia subpectinata is the source of this 672-nucleotide messenger RNA. NCBI's taxonomy places the organism in Eukaryota, Metazoa, Arthropoda, Arachnida, Sarcoptiformes, Oppiidae. The record is from the annotation of a GenBank genome assembly.
AUGGAGUGCACUGUUAUAGCAGAAGUGAAAUCUCACGGCACCUUUGAAAAAGAGACGUGGGCAUUUAGACUUUUAGCAAUUUACCAUCUCGCCAAACCUUCAACACAGAUCUUUAAUUUCGCGUAUAUUUUGCUAACAAUUUCGACAAUUUUGGCGGAAGAUAGCUAUAGACGGAGUACUAAACCAUCAAAAAAUAUUGCUAAUGAAUUUUCCAACAAAAGUAUUGCAAAGACAGUUGAGUCGGAUAUUGAAUCGGAGAGAUUGUCACCGAAAUUAAGAAAAAUACCUCAAAUAUUACAAUCGGAAUCAAACGAUCAAAACGGGUCGAGGGGUAGAAAGUCGGGUAAACGCAACACUCGGGCGGACAAUAGGGCUGCGGCCGAGUCCUACCGAAGGGGCGGUCCAUUCCUCGGCUCCGAUGAGGUGCCCGACAACGAAGAGGAGACGUUUGAAGAGUUGGAAAAUGAUUUUAGAGUAGAUGAUAUGGGAAACGAUGUGCGCGACCACGAGCUAUAUCACGGACAGCCCCGACGGCAUCGCAAACGCAAACAUAAACACAAACGCCGACGAUAUCAAGAGCCGCCCCGAUAUCCACCUAUAGAUCGGGACACUCUCUACGAAGUGGGUCUUCUCAUUUAUACCAGGGAUUUUCAACAGGAUAUGAUUAUAUAA